GGGGGAGAAAUAGCCAAGCCAUGGCCCCUGCACUUCUCGUAGUCCCUGCUGCCCUCGCCUCUUUCAUCCUGGCCUUUGGCACGGGAGUGGAGUUCGUGCGCUUUACCUCCCUUCGGCCUCUUCUUGGAGGGAUGCCGGAGUCUGGAGGUCCAGAUGCCUACCAGGGAUGGCUGGCUGCCUUUCAGGACCGCAGCAUUCUUGCUCCUCUGGCCUGGGAUCUGGGGCUCCUGCUACUAUUUGUGGCACAGCACAGCCUCAUGGCAACUGAGACAGUGAAAGUGUGGAUGUCCCGGUACUUUGGGGUUCUUCAGAGGUCACUGUACGUGGCGUGCACUGCCCUGGCCUUGCAGCUGGUGAUGCGAUACUGGGAACCUGUUCCCAGAGGCCCUGUGUUGUGGGCAGCUCAAGCAGAGCCAUGGGCCACCUGGGUGCCCCUCCUGUGCUUUGUGCUUCACGUCAUUUCCUGGCUCCUCAUCUUCAGCAUCCUUCUCGUCUUUGACUACGCAGAGCUCAUGGGCCUCAAACAGGUGUACUACCAUGUGCUGGGGCUAGGGGAGCCUCUGGCCCUGAAGUCUCCCCGGGCUCUGAGACUCUUCUCCCACCUGCGCCACCCAGUGUGUGUGGAGCUGCUGACAGUGCUGUGGGUGGUGCCCACCUUGGGCACUGAUCGGCUCCUCCUUGCUCUCCUCCUUACCCUGUACCUGGGCCUGGCUCACGGACUUGACCAGCAAGACCUAUGCUACCUCCGGGCCCAGCUACAAAGAAAACUCCACCUGCUUUCCCGGCCCCAGGAGGGUGAGGCCUAUUGAGGAGCUAACCUUGGUUUCAAGCCCUGUACUUUGUGUCCCCCUCAGAAUUCAAAUCCGUUGACAUCCAGGUCUUGGCUGCUUCAGACCAGAGGGCCAAAUCCAUGGACUGAAGGAACUGUCUCAUCCACUCCACUCCCUGGGUCCAUCUCCAUAACCUAAAUUUUAUUUUGUGGUAAAAUAGUCACUCAGUUUCAGGGCUUCAAGGUCCACUUCUCACCAGCCAGGAAGAAGGGGUGGGGGACUUACAGGUCUUCUCAGUUUAGGGCUUGAUGCUCCCUCCCAAUCUCCUCAAAAGGAGAAGGGUCCAGCCUGACCACUCCCCUGGCAGAGUUACUCAUCUCUGCACCGCAAAGAUCCCCUUCUCCAAGUCUAGGUUGCGCUUCAAGGCGCUCUACUAGGGUCUGCAAGUUUGACAGUAGUGGCUGCCCCUUCAGGUUCCACACCUCCUCCAUUCCCACUGGCUGGCCUCUUCAGCUCCUUAGGCCCCGCCCCAGGGUUCCGUCCUUGAACUCAGUUGAGAGGAUUCUCCAGCUCUUAAUUCCAGUGAUUAAGGCCUCUCUGCUCUCCCGAGUAACACGUGUAGCAGAAAAAUAAAUUUCAGUCUGGUUUUUUCUACA
Phyllostomus hastatus (greater spear-nosed bat) is the source of this 1426-nucleotide messenger RNA. RefSeq names its product nurim (gene NRM). Gene Ontology annotation, cellular component: nuclear membrane. NCBI's taxonomy places the organism in Eukaryota, Metazoa, Chordata, Mammalia, Chiroptera, Phyllostomidae. Bases 21 to 809 code for a protein of 262 amino acids. The record is from RefSeq and is a predicted model, not a curated record. The transcript has 5 exons.